Molecule: messenger RNA, 1668 nt
Organism: Fonsecaea nubica
Lineage: Eukaryota; Fungi; Ascomycota; Eurotiomycetes; Chaetothyriales; Herpotrichiellaceae
Exons: 4
Coding region: 1-1668 (555 amino acids)
Molecular function (GO): catalytic activity
Source: RefSeq, a predicted model, not a curated record
AUGGCAAUAGCAUCGUUGGGAAAAGGAACAAAGCUCGACGCUGCUGAAGUUCGAGCGCUCGUCAAAGCUGCCGGGCUAUCAAUACCCGAUAGUGUAGUUGAAGACUGGCAGGUUCUUCUGGGGUCCUUUGAGGACUGUGCACAGCUCGUGUUUGAGGAAGACGACAGCCUCCCGAUCCCAGAUCCAGAUCGCUAUGUCCGCACAGACAUUCAGAUUCCCGAGGACAACGACAAAGGCGGCUGGGCAACACGAUGCUCCAUCAAGAGUGUCGCUCCCACGAGCACUCUGCUGGCCGGACGCACAGUGGCAGUCAAGGACAACACUGCCGUUGCCGGCGUGAGAUGUACUAAUGGUCUCCCGCCUGUCAAUGGAGAGUGGAUCCCCAAGUAUGAUGCCACUAUCGUAACCAGAGUUCUGGAUGCUGGCGGCAUAAUCACGGGCAAAUCUGCAUGUGAGAAUGCGUGCAUGGAACCCAUCUCCAAUACGUCGUACACCGGCGUCGUCCAUAACCCCUAUGCAGAUGGUUAUACAUGUGGAGGUUCGAGCAGUGGAUCAGGACGAUUGGUCGCCAUCGGCGCUGCAGACAUGGCCUUGGGUGGCGACCAGGGUGGGUCCAUUCGUAUCCCUGCAGCCUUCUGUGGCAUUGUCGGGCACAAACCGACUUGGGGUCUGGUUCCGUACACGGGCAUCCUGGGGCUCCAAUCCGUCAUCGACCACGCCGGGCCCAUGACGGCUAACGUUCGAGACUGUGCACGGCUGCUUGAAGCCAUAGCCGGCCCGGACGGCAUCGAUGACCGUCAACCCUUCUCCAUGGCUCCGGAAACCUUGCGUUAUUCGAGCGCCUUGGACGAAUUCCUGGCCGCAGGAGCCGCAAAGCCCCGAGACCAAAUCCUCGGGGGUCUCAAGGUCGGAGUCCUCAAGGAAGGCUUCGCCAGCAAACAGAUGGACGCGAACGUGGCCAAAGCGUGUCACUCGGCCAUCUCGGACCUCAAAGAACUGGGAGCCGAAGUGGUCGAAGUCUCGGUCCCGACCCACGACCACAUCAGCGUCAUCUGGAUGUGCGCCCUGCCACUGCGCGGGGCUCGGGAGGCGCUGCUCGGAGACACGACGGGGCGCAAGAACCUCGAAUUGACGGAUCGCGUUGCUCCUGUCGCCCCGGCCAUGGGGCCGAGUGAGAAGGCGUUUCUCUCGCAAGACUUCUUCGACGCCCUGGGCCCCGGCGCCCAGAACCUGUACAUGCGGUACCUGUACGUCAACACCAAAUACGGUGCGAGUCUGCACGCCAAAUGCACCAAUCUGCUGGCCAAGGCGACACAGGCAUACGACGCCAUCCUCGCCUCUGUCGACGUGUUGGUGAUGCCCACUAUCCCGAUGCCGGCAUUGCCUUUCCCGGGGGGAGCUAGUAACCCCUCUGGACGCUUCCCCGGCGGACCUCUCGAGGCCCUCUCCUACCCACUAGGCGUGCUCAGCAACACGGCACAGUUUAAUUCCACCGGUCACCCGGCCAUUUCAGUGCCUGUGGGGUUUGUGCCCGCGCCGGAUAACCCAGACGUGAAGCUGCCGGCUGGGCUCCAGAUUGUCGGGAAGCGGUUCGAGGAUUUGACCUGCCUCAAAGUGGCAGCGGUGUGGGAGGAGAACAAGGACUGGAAGUCGCUGCUGUUUGCGUAG